Messenger RNA from Drosophila ficusphila, 580 nucleotides. RefSeq names its product dynein light chain roadblock-type 1. Gene Ontology annotation, biological process: microtubule-based movement. The transcript is spliced from 2 exons. The record is from RefSeq and is a predicted model, not a curated record. Gene Ontology annotation, cellular component: cytoplasmic dynein complex; centrosome; cytoplasm. Lineage: Eukaryota; Metazoa; Arthropoda; Insecta; Diptera; Drosophilidae. Bases 77 to 478 code for a protein of 133 amino acids. Gene Ontology annotation, molecular function: dynein intermediate chain binding.
CAAUCCGAACUAGUUAUCGUAUAAGCGUGAAACAGACAAUCCAUUAUUCCCCCAUACUAGCUUUGAACCUCGCAAAAUGUCAAGAAUUUCGAGACAAUCAGAAACAGAAAUUGCGCGAAAAACAGCGAUACCACAGCCAACCCCUAAGAAAUCAGUACCUCGCGACAGAUCCUACGAUGGGGAUGCAUUUGUCAACCUCUUCGCCCGUCGCGGAGCUCGCGACGUAUUAAUUCUGGAUAACCACGGAGUUCCUUUGCGAUCCACCUCCAGUCAGAGGCGCACCUACCUUUACAUGACCAAUCUGAAGCCCCUUCUCUUCAUGGCCCGCAAUGUGGUCAGGGACCUGGACCCCUCGAACGACAUCACAUUCAUGAGGAUCCGCUCCAAUAUCAACGAAAUACACAUGACUCUGGGCUCGGAUUUCAUAUUGAUAGUCAUACAGAAGCUCAGAAAAAUAAGGAAAAGUGUUGGGGAAUAAUGCAGUUCUCCAGUUGCCGUUCGAAGUGCGUGUGUUUGGGGAAGUUAAUUGACCUGUUCCCAUCGUCCAGCUGCAAAUUAAAUAGCAUGCAAUUAUGCCAAA